Molecule: messenger RNA, 168 nt
Organism: Amoebophrya sp. A120
Lineage: Eukaryota; Dinophyceae; Syndiniales; Amoebophryaceae
Source: the annotation of a GenBank genome assembly
GCAGUGUGUACGUGCCAGCCAGUGAGGCUGGGCGCCUUCCCGGUCGCCUAUGUAUGCGCGCUCCAGUGUCGCGGCAAAGUGACAAAAGGCAGGCGAGUUGUGGAAUAUCAUAGGGGAGGAGAUCGGCCGGGGAACCAAGAGGGGAGGAGAUGUAGCGCGGCACGCCAC